GCGGGCGGGAGGGGGCGGGGCCGGGCUUGUUAUUGUUCAGUCAUGGCGGCCGCUGCCGAUGGCGAGGAGCGGGAGCAGGAGCGGCGGCAGGGACAGGACCGCGGGGCGUUCGAGUGUAACAUCUGCCUGGACACCGCCAAGGACGCCGUCAUCAGCCUCUGCGGCCACUUGUUCUGUUGGCCAUGUCUUCAUCAGUGGUUAGAGACCAGACCCGACCGACAAGAAUGUCCUGUCUGCAAAGCUGGGAUCAGUCGUGAGAAAGUCAUCCCUCUGUAUGGCAGGGGCAGCACAAGCCAGGAGGACCCCAGAUUGAAGACUCCACCCAGACCCCAGGGCCAGCGUUCAGAGCCUGAGAGCAGAGGGGGUUUUCAGGGAUUUGGCGACACCGGCUUCCACAUGUCCUUCGGGAUCGGAGCUUUUCCCUUUGGAUUCUUCACCACAGUAUUUAACUCCAAUGACAACCGCCAGCGAAUGGACAACGAUCGGGGAAACCACGGCAACAUGGACUGGAAUUCCUUCUUCGGGGGGAACCGUGGGGCCGCUGCCGGCAACAACAACUGGGAUUCGCUCUUCCUCUUCAUCGCCAUCUUCUUCUUCUUCUGGCUCCUGAGCGUGUGAGCUGCG
Callorhinchus milii (elephant shark) is the source of this 624-nucleotide messenger RNA. It is a transcript of the gene rnf5, whose product is annotated as ring finger protein 5. Gene Ontology annotation, cellular component: endoplasmic reticulum. The record is from RefSeq and is a predicted model, not a curated record. The transcript is spliced from 6 exons. NCBI's taxonomy places the organism in Eukaryota, Metazoa, Chordata, Chondrichthyes, Chimaeriformes, Callorhinchidae. The coding region runs from base 43 to 618 and encodes 191 amino acids. Gene Ontology annotation, biological process: ubiquitin-dependent protein catabolic process. Gene Ontology annotation, molecular function: ubiquitin-like protein conjugating enzyme binding; metal ion binding; ubiquitin protein ligase activity.